Penicillium robsamsonii is the source of this 1068-nucleotide messenger RNA. RefSeq lists its product as uncharacterized. The coding region runs from base 1 to 1068 and encodes 355 amino acids. NCBI's taxonomy places the organism in Eukaryota, Fungi, Ascomycota, Eurotiomycetes, Eurotiales, Aspergillaceae. The record is from RefSeq and is a predicted model, not a curated record. The transcript has 5 exons.
AUGGCCUCCUUCGACACAAAUGUCGAUCAUAGUGAGACACGAGCGACGGAGAUCAAUGCCAUUGGGUGGGUCUUCACCGGGAUUGCAAUCGCAGCCGUUUCCUUGAAGCUAUUCGCCCGAAUUGAUAACAAACGGUUUGGCUGGGAUGAUUUUUUGAUUUUUUUCUCGCUGGCUCUCAGCAUCGUUGCCACGGCUUUCGUUUCAUAUUCCGUCACUCUUGGUUUAGGCCGGCACACUGCAACUGUAGUUGCUCAAUAUGGCAUUGAGAGAUAUGAAAAAUCAGCAUACUGGCAGAUUAUUGCAUUUCCUUUCAACAUUGGCGCGUUUAGCUUCCCCAACGUCUCGAUCGCCAUCUUGAUCGUUCAUCUGCUUGACCCCAACCCACUUCGUGCGCGACUCCUAUACGCCAUGGUAAUUUUCCAGGUGAUAUUGGCCAUGAUCUCCGUUUUCAUUGUAUUUUUUCAAUGCAAACCAACAGCAAAAAUGUGGAACUCUUCCAUUGAGGGCACAUGUUGGAGUCCGGAUAUUUUCGAUGGCUUCUCCUAUUUGGUCAGCGCAUACACAACUAUGACGGAUAUCAUUUUGGCUAUUGUACCAAUUUCUGCAUUUUGGAAACUACAGAUGCCAUUAUCGACAAAGCUGGGUGUGUGCAUUAUGAUGGGAUUAACCCUGCUUUCCGCGAUCGUCACAAUUGUUAAAGCAACAUAUUUGAAUUUAUUCACUGACCACACUGAUCCUCUUUACAAGGUGGUACCAUUAGUUCUUUGGGGACUGGUCGAGCAAAAUGUUGUCAUCGUUGCUGCAUGUAUCCCGACAAUCCGCCCGUUAUUCCGUAAGGUUUUCGAGUCUAUCACUGGCCCCUCUAGCGAAGCCAGCUCACGAAAUGGACCGGGUUCCGGCUUCAAGCUCUCAUACAACUCCAUACAACUUCGCUCUAAGCGGACACUAUCUGUGACAAAAGUACCCCUUGAGGACAUAAAGCAGCAGUCCUGUGAUACCGAGAGCUGUAAUAGUCAGUCGGGCAUAUGGCGAACGAGAGAGGUUAUAGUGGAGAGGGACGAUGAAUAG